This is a messenger RNA of Sporisorium graminicola, 1548 nucleotides long. RefSeq lists its product as uncharacterized. Gene Ontology annotation, cellular component: membrane. Bases 1 to 1548 code for a protein of 515 amino acids. The transcript has 2 exons. NCBI's taxonomy places the organism in Eukaryota, Fungi, Basidiomycota, Ustilaginomycetes, Ustilaginales, Ustilaginaceae. The record is from RefSeq and is a predicted model, not a curated record.
AUGGGCGUGGCCCUCUCGCUGCCUUUCCUCGGCGGAGGUCUGGCUUCGGUCGCAAGCUCCUGUCUGGCAGGACUCGCGUGCUUCUGUACCAGCACCGCCGCUUCGGCCAUGUUCAAGUCGUGCAAUUGCCAGUCAUCGAUCGCGACGCGUGUAGGCUUUGCUAUCAUUUUCUGCCUUGAUGCACUGUUUGCAUGGCUCAGUCUCACCGGGUUCAUGAUGCACAAGAUCGAAGAGUGGUCGUACAAUUACAUCAAGAUGGACUGCAAAGAUAAGGAUCGCUGCUACGGCGUUCUUGCCGUGCAUCGUAUUACGUUUGCGCUGUCGCUCUUCCAUUUCAUCCUCGGAAUGCUGCUCAUUGGCGUGAAGGACACACGCACCAAGCGAGCCGCCAUUCAGAACGGCUGGUGGGGGCCCAAGGUGCUGCUCUGGCUGCUCUUGACGCUAUUGAUGUUCUUCAUCCCGAACGGCUUCUUCGUCUUCUGGGCCAACUACUUUUCGCUCAUCUUUGCGUCCAUCUUUAUUGUUGUCGGCUUGGUGCUGCUGGUUGACUUUGCGCACUCUUGGUCCGAGACCUGCUUGGACAAAUGGGAGCAAACCGAAUCGGAUUUCUGGAAGUUCACCCUGAUUGGAAGCACCCUCGGCAUGUACGCGGCUGCGAUCGCCCUCACAGGAGUGCUGUACGGCUUUUUCGCCUCGAGCGGAUGCUCGCUCAACCAGUUCUUUAUCAGCUUCAACUUGGCGCUCAUUGUCGUCCUGACGGUACUCUCUAUCAGCCCACAGGUGCAGGAAGCCAACCCUAGGAGCGGUCUGGCGCAGAGUAGUAUGGUCGCAGCCUACUGCACCUACUUGAUCGCGUCGGCUGUGAUGAACCGCGACAACGCCGAGUGCAACCCCAUCACGCGCGGACGCGGUGGUAGUGCCAAGACCACCACCGUUGUGCUCGGCGCCAUCUUCACGUUCCUUGCGAUCGCCUACUCAACUUCACGAGCCGCUACCCAGUCCAAGACGCUGGUGGGCAAACGACGUGCUGCACUCAACGAGAGUCGACCCCCGUCUGGGUAUGGGCCGCUGGCAACGCGCGAGUCGCUUGACAACUCUUCGGGCGCCAUUGUCACAGACCAGCCCACGAAGAAGGACUCGCUGCGCAUCCAGGCGUUGAUGGCGGCGGUCGAAGCAGGCGCCAUCCCGGCAUCGGCUCUGGACGAAGAAGACGACGACGACGACGAGAUGGAGACCCGAUCCGAACUCGGCAUGGGAGGCGACGAGGACGACGACGAACGUCAGGGAACACGCUACAACUAUAGCUUCUUCCACUUUGUCUUUGCGAUUGCCGCAUGCUACACGGCGAUGCUACUGACCGAUUGGCGCUUUGUGAGGCUAGGUGGACCGUCGCCUGAUCCAAGCGAGGACGGCGCGCCGAUUGCGUACAUUGGCCGGAGCACGACCGCGAUGUGGAUGCGUGUGGUCAGCAGCUGGCUCUGCAUCUGCAUCUAUACUUGGAGUCUUGUUGCUCCUGUUCUUCUUCCGGAUCGAUUUGGCUACGAUUGA